Phragmites australis (common reed) is the source of this 1258-nucleotide messenger RNA. RefSeq lists its product as uncharacterized. Gene Ontology annotation, cellular component: catalytic step 2 spliceosome; U2-type prespliceosome; U2 snRNP. Lineage: Eukaryota; Viridiplantae; Streptophyta; Magnoliopsida; Poales; Poaceae. Gene Ontology annotation, biological process: spliceosomal complex assembly. The transcript is spliced from 7 exons. Gene Ontology annotation, molecular function: zinc ion binding; nucleic acid binding. The coding region runs from base 71 to 1045 and encodes 324 amino acids. The record is from RefSeq and is a predicted model, not a curated record.
CAAAUAAAAAUCGGACAGGAGAGCAUCCGCUCGAGACUCGAGAGGCGGCGAGGCAGACCGAGCGGACGCCAUGGAUCGCGAAUGGGGCUCGAAGCCCGGCAGCGGCGGCGCCGCCUCCGCCCAGAACGAGGCCAUCGACCGGCGGGAGCGCCUCCGCCGCCUGGCCCUGGAGACCAUCGACCUCGUCAAGGACCCUUACUUCAUGCGCAACCACCUUGGCAGCUACGAGUGCAAGCUAUGCCUGACGCUGCACAACAACGAGGGGAACUACCUGGCGCACACGCAGGGGAAGCGGCACCAGACCAACCUCGCCAAGCGCGCCGCCCGCGAGGCCAAGGAUGCGCCCGCGCAGCCCCAGCCCAACAAGCGCAAGCUCGCGCCCCGCAAGUCUGUUAAGAUUGGCAGACCUGGGUAUACAGUAACCAAACAAUAUGAUCCUGACACGAAGCAGCACUCAUUUCUUUUUGAGAUUGGUUACCCUGAAAUCGAAGAAAAUAGCAAGCCAAGGCACCGUUUCAUGUCAUCAUAUGAACAGAAAGUCCAAACUUGGGAUAAGAGAUACCAAUACCUACUUUUUGCAGCAGAACCUUACGAAACCAUUGGAUUCAAGAUACCAAGCACAGAGAUUGACAAAUCAGUGGAUAAAUUCUUCUCCUAUUGGGAUCCUGACAAGAAGGAGUACAUGCUGCAGCUGUACUUCAAGGCAAGACCGACAGAAGCUAAUAAACCACCAGGUCCACCACCAGCCCCUGGGACUUUGCCUAACGGGACUGGAGGUCCUGGUGCUCUGCCAAGGCCGCAGGGACAAGUUCCACCGCCCCCGCCGCAAGCUCCACCGCCCCCGCCUCAGGCACCUCCUCCUGCACCUAUGGGAAUGCCCCCUAGGAUCCCUCCACCACCUAUUGGGGGUGCUCAACCUCCGCCGCCUCCUCCACCUGUUGCAAAUGGUCCUCCACGCCCAAUGAUUCCACCGCCACCUAACUUCACUCCUGGAGCACCCCCACCGCGUCCUCCAAUGCAAGGUUUUCCUGGGCAACAGCAGUAGAUGACCAGAGUUCCAGCAACUGAGAUCCGGAAAUGUUGAACGCUUUGCCUUGUAUUAUGUUCUUCAACUCACUUUGUAUGUUGCUAUAUGCGUUACAUGGUUCUCGGGGACCAUACAAUUAUGUUGGCGUGUUGAACUUUUUGAUACACACUUAAGCGAAGUACCUGUUGUCUAACAAUAGCAUGCGCAAGUGUGCUCUGUUUCUUGGUUCUA